Drosophila ananassae is the source of this 1789-nucleotide messenger RNA. RefSeq lists its product as uncharacterized. Lineage: Eukaryota; Metazoa; Arthropoda; Insecta; Diptera; Drosophilidae. Bases 86 to 1531 code for a protein of 481 amino acids. Gene Ontology annotation, cellular component: P-body; CCR4-NOT core complex. The transcript has a single exon. Gene Ontology annotation, biological process: regulation of stem cell population maintenance; regulation of DNA-templated transcription; nuclear-transcribed mRNA poly(A) tail shortening. The record is from RefSeq and is a predicted model, not a curated record.
CGUGGUUCAUUUACCUGUUUAGCUUCGUGUUUCUGGAUCGAAAUUCAGAAUUAGUUGUGAGUUGUAUGAAAAUCCUGUGUACACGAUGAAGCGCCACAAUGCCAAGAUCACGGAGAAGGAGAAGUCACCGAGUCCACCGUCGUACUCGCCACCCUUGGGUCUAUUCAACACAUCGUCCCCGGAGGCAUCGGCAUCCUGCAACGGUGCCGUUUUGUACGUGGAUGUGGUGAAGAAUAUGCCCAAAUUGGAGAUACCACCACCACCGCCACCGCCGCCACCGACACCGCCUGAAUUUAGUAUAUUUCGUGAGGACUUUCCGGCGCUACCAGGCACCAGACUGCCCUCGAACUCAUCCUCGGCGGUUCCGGAUGACUGGACGGCCAUGUUGAGCGAUGAUGAAGACGUGGAUGAUGAGGAUGAUGAUGAUGACGAGGAUGACGAUGACGACGAUGAUGACGACGACGAGGAUGAGGAGGACGAGGGCUGCGAGGAUGAUGUCGACAGCUUGGAGGAGGUGAUCGUAAGCGAUGCCACUCCAGUGAGUGCCACCACGGAGAAGGACUUUGUGGAGGAGUGUAAAACCUUGGAAGUUUCCUCGAAUGCCGUAAGGAAGGAGGAUAACAUCGUUGCCACCAAGGAGCAAAUGGAGAUGCUCUAUGGCUAUCUGAACUCUGAAGCUCGAUUCGAUGUUAGUCUAAUCUUUAGCAAGCAGUUCUUGCACGAAGGGGUCCGGCAGAGGGCACUUAAUGGUGUCGUGGCAAAAGGCGUUCCCAAUCCAUUUCCAAAUCCCUUGAUUGGGCCACCACCUGGCUUCGAGUGCGCCAAGUUAUAUGCCCGCAUGAAGACCAAUCGCAUGGGCAUGCCCCUGGGUGGCGUGGACUUUGAACUCGUACCGCCCAUCUACGAGAAGCUGUGGAAGUCGGAGGUGCAGCCACCGCGGAACGCUGUUGAGGGAUCUUUCGGCAUGCUAGGCCUGGCCAAGGAUCUGGGAUCAAUGACAAGAAAUCCGCUUCUGAUUCCUCAGAUUCUGGAGCAUGAAUCAAAUCUGAAUCUGGAGACGCACUGCUGUGCUGGUGGGUCCGGCAGCCUUCACUCCUCCUUCUCGGGGCCUUUCCUUCCGGGGCGAUGUGCUCCCCACGAGUUGAACUUCGAAGUGCCAAUGAACUAUCGCAUGGCGGGCCGAUUGGGCCUCCAACAGCCAAAAACGGAACAGAUGGAGGUGGAGCUACUGUUUUUCUUCUUCUACACCUAUCCGGGCGAUAUGAUGCAAUUGUUGUCGGCAGCCGAACUGGCGGAGCGCGGCUGGCGAUUCCACAAGUUCGAGCGUUUUUGGAUCAAGCGGCAGGCUGAUAAUCCCAACUACGCCUACAGAGGCUUCCAGGAGUCCGGUGAAUACAACUACUUCAACAUGUUCCAGUGGAAGAUACUGCCGCGACACUUCAAGCUCGAUCCCGAGCAACUGGAACGGACCAUCACCAAGGAGGAGCUGUUCGAGAUGCACGGCUAUCAUCCCCAAAUGGCCGGCUACUAGAGUCCGCCCCAGUCGAUCUCCUGAAGAAACCGUGAUCUUCCUAUUCGUCUCGUCGAUGUCGAAUUUUUUUAUACAACAAACAGUUUUUAAAUCAAAUGAAAACUUGAACAAACACUACGCUUGCGUUCUUCUACUUUCUAUAAAAUGAUUUGAUAGAAUUUUCUAGAGGAGAUGAUAAGUCUUUUUAUAAGCAUUUAAAAGCAAAACAAAAAAAUACAUACCAAAUUAUUGUAUUCUUUAUAAAGAUAUAGUAAAAUA